GCCAAUACAGCCGCUCCCUUGGCGCCAUUUUGGCCGCGACUGAUACUGGGACCAAAAUCGCGGGGGAAAAAAUCAGAAUUACUUACUGCCAAAUCGUUCCCUCUUUUCUCUGGUCAGCGUCGGCAGUUGCAUCCCUCUUUCCCCAUUCUCACAUCUGGCGCCGGCGUUCCGUUCAUCCGUGGCUUGUGAGUGAAAUUACUAGGCCAGCGAGCAGCGAGAGAAAGAAUGGAGAUAGUUCGUCGUCCUCAACUCAAGUCUACUGCAAUCGAUCGCGGCGUUCCAACUCUUCCGCUCUACCGCUCGGCUCCAUCUCUCGAAGUUCGGCUCGAGGAUUUCGAGCUCUACGCCAUAGAUCGACUCCGAGUCCUCACGGGCAUUUCCGAUGGAUUGUCUCGCGGGAAGAGACCCGAGGAAAUGGAGAAACUGGUCGCUGAACUGUGGAAAGCAAACAUGAGGCAUCCCCAAGCAUCGGAGGUCAUGAACAAGGAUAUCAUCUCUCAUUUCGUUCUCCGUCUUGUCUACUGUAGAACGUAUGGUUUAUGCGCCCUCUCUCUCGAUUAUUGUUGCUUCCAUUUCCUUGCUUAUCGUGUCCGAAUCCUUGCUCACAGGGAGGACUUACGGAAGUGGUUUCUUUCCAUGGAGACGGCUCUAUUCCGCUAUAGGUUCCGCCUUCAGACGGCUGAAGCUCAGAGGGCUGUAUUGGCUGAGUUUCAACUUCCUUACAAGGCAGUCACUACGUCAGAGUUCGAGGUUAUAAAGGACAAACUGACUCUAGUUGCCCGUUCAAUCAACCAAACUUUACCUACAGCUGAUGCUAUAUUUUACAAGGUUCCAUUUCAAGAAGUUCCCGAACUUGUGGCUGGCCGUAGAGUUUUCCUAAGCGAUGGGUAUGCUUAUGUCGCCAUGAAUCAGGUCGUGUCUCUUGUGGCCACUCAGUUUCGAAGUCUUCUCUCAAAAGCGCUCACUCUAACUAACAGGAAAUGGAUGUCUACCAUUAGAGAACAGGAGAAGGAUAGGUUAACUCCUAUCGUGGAAGCCUUAUCAACGAGCUACGUGGGUCCUGACUAUUCUGUGGGAAGGGAAUUUGGUGAGGUGUCACUGAAAGACAUCGACAAUGUGGCCAAGAGCUCGUUUCCCUUGUGCAUGCGCCAUCUAUUUGACAAACUCAGAGAGGAUCAUCAUCUCAAGCACUGGGGGAGAAUGCAAUUGGGUCUCUUUCUCAAGGGAGUUGGGCUGAAGUUGGAUGAUGCGCUUGCUUUCUGGAAGGCAGAGUUCUCUCAAAAGGUUGGAGCAGAGAGGUUUGACAAAGAAUAUGCAUACAGCAUUCGGCACAAUUAUGGCAAAGAAGGGAAGAGAGUGGACUAUACGCCUUACUCAUGUCAAAAGAUCAUCUCCUUAACUCCUAGUGUAGGAGAUCAUCAUGGAUGUCCUUAUCGUCAUUUUAGCGAAGAGAACUUAAGAGCGGCACUGUGUAAGAUGGGAGUAAACAGUGGCGGGGUGGAGGAUGUGAUGGACAAAGUGCGACAUAAGCACUAUCAGUUAGCAUGCACGUUAACAUUCGAAGCCAUCCAUGGUUGUCCAAACGACGCUGGAAUUAAUCAUCCCAAUCAGUACUUCAGCGACAGCCAGAAGAUACUAAAGUCCAAGGUUCCUUCGACGGCUGAGUAGCUUUUGGGAAUUGUGAUUACGUUGUUUAGAUCAUCAGGUGUUUCCAGGUAUGUUGUUCUAAUUUACUUGAAGCACCGAACAUAUCUGCUUCAUCCUUGUUAUUGGAACGUUGUUCCCUGCAAUUGUUGCAUGUGUAGUCAUUAGAAUCAAAGGUAAGGGCCUAAAUAUGCCGGAAUUGAUCCGUGAUCUCACUUAUUAGAAGAGAUGUGGGGAGUGGAAGUGCAAGCAGGCCACGUGUUGUACUUUUGAACCAGUGACUGUAGCUUAAGAUUAGUUGGGCUGUUGGUGGCUUGGGGUGGUUAACCUGAAGUUUGCUUACUCUACGUUGGUAAUACGCAAAAUAGAAUCUGCGUCUGAUUCCAACCAACCUUGGGACACCUGACAGACAAACUUCAGCUUAACGUCCUCUAAAAGGAAAAGCCUAACCAGUAACCACCUGAAUCUUUGAUAAGUAGCUUUUAACUGCCGACUGUUUGCAUUAGGCGUUCCUGUUGGUGUAUGUUUGGUUUCAGGCUUUCGGCUAUUCAAGGAUAGGUUCACACCCACUAUUUGCAUUCUAUUAGCUGAGAUGUAUGAAACACACUCUGCAAAGAAACUGUGUUUAUUUAUUGUAUGUAUUUUAUAUCGCACUGCAUCAAGACCCAAACUAACCGGUG
Linum tenue is the source of this 2324-nucleotide messenger RNA. The record is from the annotation of a GenBank genome assembly. NCBI's taxonomy places the organism in Eukaryota, Viridiplantae, Streptophyta, Magnoliopsida, Malpighiales, Linaceae.